Calliphora vicina (urban bluebottle blowfly) is the source of this 1040-nucleotide messenger RNA. It is a transcript of the gene png, whose product is annotated as pan gu. Lineage: Eukaryota; Metazoa; Arthropoda; Insecta; Diptera; Calliphoridae. The record is from RefSeq and is a predicted model, not a curated record. Bases 39 to 878 code for a protein of 279 amino acids. Gene Ontology annotation, molecular function: protein kinase activity; ATP binding. Gene Ontology annotation, biological process: protein phosphorylation. The transcript is spliced from 2 exons.
GUGUAUUUUUUAGUUUUUAAUAAUUUUAUUUAAGCCAAAUGGAUUUGGGAGAUCCGUCGUUGAAGCCAAUUAAAGUGUUGGGAACCGGUACUUUUGGAAGAGUGUUUCUCUGCAAGUACCGUAAUAAUCAAAUGGUUUGUGUAAAACGUAUAAUUGUGCAGAAUCCCAAACAAGAUAUGAAAAUGAUCAUGGAAGAGGUAUAUAUAAUAUCGCAGGUACGUCAUCCAAAUAUAAUACAGUUUAUUGGUUCAUUUGUUCAUUCCGGAACUGUCAAUAUAAUUAUGGAAUAUGCAGCGAACGGCACGCUCAUGGAUAUAAUCAAUCAAUCGCGAGCAGUGGGAUUUUCCAUUGCCAACAUUCUACGUUAUUUCUGUGACAUCCUAAUGGGUUUGGAAUAUUUGCAUAUACGUCAUGUUUUCCAUCGCGAUCUCAAGCCGGCUAAUCUAUUGAUCGAUUUAAAUGAUCACAUCCAAAUUGCUGAUUUCGGAAUUUCUCUAAUACACUCUCCAAAUAAAGCGAAUGGCAACGCAGCAGGUACUGCAUUCUAUUCGGCUCCAGAGGUUUUGCGUGGUGAUAAGUAUGACUACAAGUCGGAUGUAUGGUCUUUGGGUUGUAUACUUUACGAAAUGUGUGUGGGUCAUAGUCCAUUUUCUCAGGCGCACAACAUGGACGAUCUGGUAUAUUUAAUUAAAGUUCUAACACGGCAUAAACUGAACUGCAGUUUUAUACGUAACAAAUAUGGUUCCUUGUGGGCCAAUCUAUGUGAACAAAUGAUAACGACUAAUUUACAACAACGUAUUUCCCUACCCGAAGUACUGUCUAUGGAUCCAGCUCUAACUAUUCCAUAUUAUAAUAAAUAUUUUGAUUAUAAGUAUUGAUUAGAAUUAGAUUACCCUGAAAUAUUGUAUGAGGUCCAUGUUAAGACUCGUUUUGAUGUUUGAUGUUAAUUUGUCAUUUCAUGUAAUUCUGAUAAUACUCAAUGUUCUGUAGUUAAAAUACGAAUGAUUAAAUAAAUUUAAUACAUAUUUUAUGAUAAUUUA